Messenger RNA from Ornithorhynchus anatinus (platypus), 3290 nucleotides. It is a transcript of the gene MRPL4, whose product is annotated as mitochondrial ribosomal protein L4. The coding region runs from base 70 to 2433 and encodes 787 amino acids. The record is from RefSeq and is a predicted model, not a curated record. Gene Ontology annotation, biological process: cell-cell adhesion; translation. The transcript has 13 exons. Gene Ontology annotation, molecular function: integrin binding; structural constituent of ribosome. Gene Ontology annotation, cellular component: ribosome; membrane. Lineage: Eukaryota; Metazoa; Chordata; Mammalia; Monotremata; Ornithorhynchidae.
UUCCGCGCUCACGCGGUCUAGGGGGCCCCGCCGACCUCGCCGCGGCCUUCGGAGCCCGAAGCCGCCGCCAUGUGGCUCCUCCUCCGCAGCGGAUUGCGGGCCCGGGGCGGGGCCGGGGGCCGGCGGGCCCUGUCCGCCCUGGCCGGGGAGCUCGGCCCGGCGCCGCCCCGGGGAGGUGAGCCCCGACUCCUCCCCCUCGCCGGCGCUCUCCCCUCGGACUCUUCCUCCCCCCCGGCCGGUCCCAUCCUGCGGUCGUGCGGCCUCCCGGUCCCCGCCCACCGCACCCCGGUGCAGGCCUGGCUGGAGUCGUUGCGAAAACCCAGGGACGAGCGACUGGGCCUCGUCGACCUUCACCCGGACGUGUUCGCCGUGGCUCCCAGGCUGGACAUUUUACACCAGGUGGUCACGUGGCAGAGGAAUUUCAAGAGAAUCAGCUACGCCAAAACCAAGACGCGGGCAGAAGUGCGGGGUGGUGGCAGGAAGCCCUGGCCGCAGAAGGGCAGCGGCCGGGCCCGUCACGGCAGCAUCCGCUCGCCUUUGUGGCGUGGAGGUGGCGUGGCCCACGGUCCCCGGGGUCCUACUAGUUAUUACUACAUGUUGCCUAUGAAAACCCGCGUCCUCGGCCUCAAGGUGGCGCUGACAACCAAGCUGGCCCAGGACAACCUUCAUAUUGUAGACUCUUUGGAGCUGCCAACAUCAGACCCUCAGUACCUGAUAGACUUGGUCCAAUACCGACACUGGGGUGACUCGGUGCUCAUCGUGGACGUGGAGGAGCAGAUGCCCCAGAAUAUUGUCUCUGCAGUCUCCAGCCUGAAGAAGAUCAACCUGAUGCAUGUCCUUGGAGCUCAGGAGGAUCUGCCUAGCGUUCAGAUUGACCCAAAGGAUUCCGUGGUCAGAGUUGGGACCAGCCUGAACAUCAGCUGCACCUCCAACUGUCGCUCCUCAGACGGGAACCUAGGGCUGGAGACAUCUAUGUCAAAGUGGAAGCUGAAGGAGCAGUUCCAGCCAGGGAAUCUCUUGAAGGUCUUCAAUGUGACUCCUGAACUUUCAGGCCCGGUACACUGCUGGGCUAACUGCAAUUCGACCCAGAUCUUGGAGACGAUGGAGAUCACCGUGUAUGACCCCCCAGAGCAAGUGGAGCUGAUGCCACCGCCAGCCUGGGUGCCCGUUGGCGAGAACUAUACUGUGGACUGCCAGGUCCUGAACGUAAUGCCUCUGGAGAACCUCACAAUGGCACUACUCCAGGGCACCCAGAGAGUGGGGCUCAAGGACUUCCCGGGAAAGCUAACUGGCCUCCAAAACGCCACGGCCACGUUCCCGUUGCUGGCUCGCAGGGAAGACCAUGGGACCAAUGUGUCCUGCCAGGCCGAACUGGACCUGCAGAGGCUUGGGCUGGACCUCUUCCAGGGUCGUUCGGCUUCUGUGCAGCUUCACACCUUCCAAUUCAAGAGACUCCCAUGGUUCAACUCCUCUGCACUAAGUGACUCCUGGGUCUUGGAGGUCGGGGCUGCGACCUCUGUGAGCUGUGAGGCUGAAGUGUUCCCGGCCUGGGAGGCCCAGGUCCACUUGUCCCUGGGGGGCCGGGAGCUGAGUCCCACAGUCACCUGGGAUGGAGACCGGCUCACGGCCAACGCCAUGGUUCGGGCUGAGGAGGGACUUGAACACAAGCAGGAACUGGACCUGAACUGCACCGUAGCCGUGGGGGAAGAGAACCGAACGGCCUACAAGACCUUGACCGUCUACAAGUUCCUCCCUCCCAUCCUGACCCUCAGCGAGGAAAGCCCCCUGGAGACGACUCCUGUGAAUGUGACCUGUAGGCCAUCUCAACUUGACACCUCAGUGAAACUGGAGGGACAAACAGAGAUGCCCCCUGGAGAGCCUGCCCAUCUCCAGCUGAUCGCCAGGGAGGAGGACGAUGGGCGUGUGCUGUCCUGUGAGGCCACCAUGUCAGUGGAAUCUGUGCGGCUCGUCAAACACCAGACCGUCCAGCUCCAUGUCCUCUAUGGACCACGGAUGAAUGCCUCGGACUGCCCGGGGAACUUGACGUGGCCCGAGGGGACGGAGCAGGUUCUACAUUGCCGGGCCUGGGGAAACCCAACCCCGACUGUGCAGUGUAUCCAUACUGAGAUCAAGAGCACGUUCUUCCCCGGGACCUUGCUGCAGGUCACCCGAGCCCACGCCGGCACCUACCGCUGCACAGCCAGAAGUGAACUGGGCACCGAGGCCAGGGACGUGAUUGUGAAUGUGGAAUUCCAUGAGCAGAACGUGACCCUCAUCACUACCUUGGUCCUGACGUUUGCGUUGAUGACAGCUGGACUGGGGAUCGCUGGCUACCUGUACUACCGACAGCAGCACAUCCGCCAGUAUAAGCUAAGGAAGGCACAGGAGCAGGCGGCCUUGAUGAGAUCUACACCUCAGGGACUCAGGCCCUGAGCCCCUGGACUCAGCCAAAGAGUAAUCCAGGGGCAGGACUAUGGGUGGGGAUGGGGUUGGUGUUGGGGAAGGGGAGUAGGUGGCCAGAUUCUUCACCAGUACAGGUCCAUCUCCUAGGUGGGUGUAUACCCUCCCCUCCCUGCCCCCAUGGUCCUGAGACGAUGGACCAGACUGGCAGGUGGUUGGGGAGGGGGCCGGCUGCUCUUUCAGCAGCUACCAAACAGAAGGUGGAGGUGACAUGAUUGGAUGGGGUCAUUUUCCCACCCCCGAGGUCAGACCAGCAGGAGAAAACAGCAACUCUGGGACCAUGGGGGCUUUCAACAGCCCCAGAUCCAGGGGUUCCAGAACCAGAUCCUCACAUCACGCUAGACUGGAUGGUCCAAGGAGCUGGGAGCAGGGGACUGGGAACCAGCCAGGUCAGGUCAGGGGGAAUGAGCACUGACCCAAAGGACUUAAUGAGUUUGGGGAGCUGCAAGUGCAGACAUGGACACAUGAUCAUGCAGGGACACAAUAGUACACCGGGGGACAUCCUGAUACUCCACAGGCACGCACACACACACACACACACACACACACACACACACACACACAAAUCAUCAUGACACCCACCCUGGCAUAGACUGACACAACACACAUAGCAACACAGUAACGUAGACGAAACCAGCGACACACCGAUCUGGGGUAGAGGAGCUGCUCCCUAUUUCAGGUUGAGAACUGUAGGCCCCAACAUGGUAUCGUGUUGGACUGGGGCUAUAUUGGGCCUAAGGACUAGGUACCCCUUCAUCCUGGUAAUGAGACAGAUCACUCACCUUGUAGGCUCCCUAUGCCUAUUUUCUCAAUUAAAAAAUAUCAAUGUA